CUUGAAAUAUUAAUUGAGAUUUAAAAUUUACAACCGUUACAAAUGUAAAUUUAGCCGUUUUGAAACAAAAUUAUGGAAAUAAGUGAAUGCCUCUUACCAAUUUAUACCUUUCCCUAAUUAUUACAAAAAGAUUUUUAAAAAAAUUAGCCGUUAUGAAUCCAAAGGUUUUACUACAAAAUCCCAAGAUGAAAACCAAAUCUGUGAUUAGAUUUGUUCAAAGAUAUCAAAUAUGAGCUCCAAUCGGUGUGCUGUUUGCAAGUAUUUUAGGCGAAGAUGUCCUUCAAAUUGCAUUUUCUCACCACAUUUCCCUCCAAAUAACCCUCAAAGAUUCACUUGUGUUCAUAGAAUCUAUGGCGCCAGCAACAUCGGGAAGAUGCUCGAGGAAUUAGCUGUGGAAGAUCGUGCAAUUGCAGUGGAGACGUUGUAUUAUGAGGCUAAGUGUAGAGUACAGGAUCCGGUGUAUGGGUGUGCAGGAUUAAUACCAUGGUUGCAACAAGAAUUAAAUAUCGCACAAAGUGAAUUAGCAAAAACUCGAGCCCAAAUUGCACUUGUUUCUGCUAAUUAUGUUGCAUUUCAACAAAAUGGUGUUGAGGAUGAUCCUUCUAAUUCUUGGUUUUCAUAGAAAUUGUUGUAGUUUUGAUCUUUUGAAAUAUCAUUGCACUUUCACUAAAACAUCCUACUUUCAUUUCUUUUAUUACACUGUUGUUCUUUCAUUUUUUUAUCAUCAAGAUGUCCUAGUUUGAAAA
Lactuca sativa (garden lettuce) is the source of this 746-nucleotide messenger RNA. Its product is annotated as LOB domain-containing protein 23. The record is from RefSeq and is a predicted model, not a curated record. NCBI's taxonomy places the organism in Eukaryota, Viridiplantae, Streptophyta, Magnoliopsida, Asterales, Asteraceae.